AUGUCGCGGAAAAAAGUCUCCAAAAAACGAGCAGCGGUCAAAAAGUCCCGACCAGCUCGACGACAGACCACCAUUCUGGGAUCUCCGCGGACCAAACUCACGCGAAAGGCGGGCAUCUCCAAGCGCAAAGAUCGCAGCAAGAACCCCAAACGUGAGGUCGCUCGGCAAACUUUGAAGUAUACCAAAUUAGGGAUUCUCCCGCCUUCAACGAAGCCAUUUGAAGAGAAUUGCUUCAAACAAAUGCCCAUGCCGGAAGAGUAUGUCUUCGUGCCCAAGGGAGACGUCUAUGUCACUCGGCAUUGUCGCAGCAAGACCAAGGAGUCUGAACGGACUGUAUAUGUUGUCUAUGAAAACGAUGGAAAAUACCCCCUUGGUCUGCGCGUCCCUUCCGACAUUCACUCCGCCGUCCUGGAGUCCGCCGCUGCAACGGCCGAUUCCCGCGCCAGCGCCGUCAAGCUGCGUGACGAGAAAGAGCUGGCGCACUCGCGCAAGAUCCUGCGUAGCGAAUUUCCGCUGAUGCCGGUCGAGUCUCUCGACACCGUUCUGGAUCAUGCGUUUUGCAAAGGCUCGGGUCGGGUAGGCCGUACGUCGCAAAUCGAGGAUGAAAGCAAAGCUGCCAUGGCGGUCGAGGCGCAUAUUCGACACACCCAUACGCCGUACGAGGAAAUGCUGCGUGCGGGUACGAACCGCGACGUUGCGCGGCGACAGGUCUGGGACAAGGUCCAUACGAUUAUGGAGGCUUGGCAGGGGCGCGGCAAACAGCAGUCGACGAGCGCUCUGACUCUGCGGAGCCGGAAGGCGAAAUAA
Aspergillus melleus is the source of this 807-nucleotide messenger RNA. RefSeq names its product DUF2293 domain-containing protein. The transcript is spliced from 3 exons. The record is from RefSeq and is a predicted model, not a curated record. NCBI's taxonomy places the organism in Eukaryota, Fungi, Ascomycota, Eurotiomycetes, Eurotiales, Aspergillaceae. Bases 1 to 807 code for a protein of 268 amino acids.